This is a messenger RNA of Thelazia callipaeda (thelaziosis nematode), 2673 nucleotides long. The record is from the annotation of a GenBank genome assembly. Lineage: Eukaryota; Metazoa; Nematoda; Chromadorea; Rhabditida; Thelaziidae.
AGUAGUUUAUUCAAGAAUGCUAUUUUAUCUUUAGCUGUGGAUAUUAAUUUUCUAUUUUUAUCUAGCAAGUCUAUUCUAAUGUUUCGUUUCAAUUCUUCUAUGGAUGCAUUUUUAUGUUGCUGUGCUCCUUGCAAACCACGAUAUCGUCGUCUUGUUGACGCCAUCUACCCAAGGUCUUUAACGGACGGUUUAAUCAGUUCUAAUAUGCAAAAACUUACAUUUUAUGCAAUAUCACGGCCCGAGAAAUUAGAUCGAAUUGGUGAAUACAUCGUAUCACGAUUAUCCAGAGAUUUGUAUCAUCAGCGAUAUAAUCAGGUUAAGAUAUCAGUAGAAGCUAUGGAUCAGUUGCUACAAAGUUGUCAUGGCUUGUCGAGUUUGAACAAAUUCAUUGAACAUUUCUUGAAAAUGUUGCAGAAGUUGCUAGAAACAAAUGAUUUUCAAAUGGAGAAACUAGCCACUGAUUCAUUUGUUAACUUCGCUAACAUCGAAGAGAAUACUUCGGCUUAUCAUCGGGAAUAUGACUUUUUCAUUUCCAAAUUUGCAUCAAUGUGUCAUGCAAAUAACAAAAAUUAUCAAGAUGUACGUUAUGCAGGUUUGCGUGGUUUAAGAGGUGUGGUGUGGAAAUCAACCAUUGAUCCGCUUCAAACAAGUAUAUGGGAAAAACAGCAUAUGGACAAGAUUAUUCCAUCAAUUCUAUUCAAUUUACAAGGAGAUGGUAAUGAAGAAAUAAAGAAAAAACGAGAAAAACGCUUUUCCCUAAUUGAUCAGCCGUAUAUUAUGGAUGGAGUAGUAGAAACUCCGAAAAAUCUUGCUGAUCAGUUUUUACGAGAAUUGAUGGCGAAAACACCUUAUGGUUUAGUUUCUGUAUUAGAUCCUGUUCUGAAGCAUUGUGACCUACACAAGAAGUGGGAUCCACCUCCAGUCUUUGCAGUUUACACAUUUCGUGCGAUUAUGUAUAGUGUUAAGGAUCCAAGUUUUGUUAUACAAGCUCUGAUAACUCAUCUGGAAAACAUGUCCAAUUCUAAUGCAUCCGUUCGUAUUGGUAUAGCAACUGUUUUAUCAAGCAUUGUUUCUAUCGCUGGAACUAGCAUUGGUCCCUCCUUGAUAGGUAUAUUCAAUUCUUUGUUGAAGCAUUUGCGCCGAUCAGUUGAAUUUCAACAAAGCAAAGAAUGUCCUUCAGUGGAUCAGGAAAAAAUAUAUCAGGAAUCCUUGAUUAAUGCCAUGGGUGAUUACGCUUACGCAUUACCCGAUUAUCAGAAGGUAGAAAUCAUGCUUUUUAUAUCGGCCAACAUACCUCAUCACAGAAAGGGAAGUCAAGAUCUAAAACCAAGUGAUACAUUUUUGCAACACGUGCUGGUGAAAACACUUCUUAAGUAUCGAACAGGUUUUAUGUCCACAGUAUUCGGUAAUAGUUUCCCGAGUACGUUACUCCGAUUAGCAGUAGCUGCCGAUCCCGUUGUUCGCUUAGAUACACAAUAUAUCUUUCACACUUUACUGGAUCGACAUGAUAAUUUGCCAGUACUGCAGAAUUUACCUUAUAUCAGCGAUGUUACUGAUUUACAACUUACUUUCGAGAAAUGUAGUCGGUCGGAUGAAAUGAUUAUGCGAAACUACGGACCUUAUUUACUUACUACUUUAUAUGAAUGUGUAUGGAUGGUAUCCGAGGAUGCAACCCAGGAUGAUCAUAUGAAUGCUGUUCUUUGUACAAUGGCUUUAUUGUGCAUUGAAGUUGGAUUUGAUGAAGCUAGUUUAUUCUUUAUUAUGUUGAUACAGCUAUUCCGGUUAGCUUUUGCUUUGCAAUCCAUGGCUUUGGAAUCAUCGUUUGGUUUUAAUGGUGCAAAACGUAUUGCAAUUCAUAAUUUGGUAGCAAAAUAUUUGAACUUUAGUAGCCAGCUUUUGGCUAUACCAUCGCUUUGUCAACAUGUACAACAAAUUGUCAAACAACGAGCUUUACGAGGUCAUCCGUCGUUGAACCUUCUGUUAGACGUUCAGUGUAUUAAAGGAAAUUCUAACAUGGCGCCACUUGCAUCUGUCGAUGAUGACGAACAAGCAGCAUUGUGUCUAGAAGAAGAUGCAACAGUUCUCUUUGAUAUUGAUGACGUUAGCGAAAUGCUUAAGGCCACGGGCAAGGAUGUGAAAAAUCUUGCUGUACCAUUUGUAUCGAAAGGUACCGCAUUAGCGUCAACAAUAUCAGGAGAUAUGGUCGUCAGCAAAAACUGGCAGUUCCGUGGUACUGAUAGAGCAAAUAAUUAUGAAGCAACGGAUACUAGUGCAUUAGAUGAGAAUACAAUUUCGCUUGAUAUGAGCAUUGACUGGAGCCCGUCCGAGUCUUUGCAAACUUCCCGAAAAAACACACUUUUUUGUCCAGCACACGAAAAAUCCGAAGCUGCUCCAACUUCUGUCAAUGAAUUGCGUCAAAACGUGAAUAUGUCAGUUGAUCCGACCGAAAAAGAAAAGCGAGAACAGCAAAAAACGCGAGCAAUUCUGGAUAAAUUUCGUUCUCAGGAUUUUAAUAAGCUUGUUGAAGAAAUGUAUCUUAGACGAGAAGAAACAAAUCUGUCUCGAACAAUCAAACGAUUGCUUCAACGAAAUGACGAUGUCAGUGAAUACGGGUUCCUUUAUAAAUCAAAAAACAUUUUUGAGCUUAAAUUGCCCAAUUCCUUUGUUUACUAG